Messenger RNA from Acanthopagrus latus (yellowfin seabream), 5267 nucleotides. RefSeq names its product forkhead box I2 (gene foxi2). The transcript has 2 exons. Gene Ontology annotation, molecular function: RNA polymerase II cis-regulatory region sequence-specific DNA binding; DNA-binding transcription factor activity, RNA polymerase II-specific. NCBI's taxonomy places the organism in Eukaryota, Metazoa, Chordata, Actinopteri, Spariformes, Sparidae. The coding region runs from base 2874 to 4082 and encodes 402 amino acids. Gene Ontology annotation, biological process: cell differentiation; regulation of transcription by RNA polymerase II; anatomical structure morphogenesis. The record is from RefSeq and is a predicted model, not a curated record.
AUCUAGGCAUGUAUAAAGAACAAAAAGACCCAUAAAAAAUGACAACUAUGAAUGCUAGUUUCUCACAAAUACUCAUUUUAAAACACAGAUUUAAACAUGUUGCACAACAGUGAUAUUAAAUGUUCUUGAGUUAAAGUUAAAUAUUUGUCACGGCCACAAUAAAACAUGCAGUCGGCUCCAUGUUGUGACCGGCAGCAUGUAAAGGAGGACGUCGUACCCGAGCACAAGUCUGCAAAAUAAAUACGUUUUAUUAACAAGCAACAGCUAAAUUAAUCAAACCUAUGGGAACCAGAACAUCUCUCCCAAAACUAGAAAUACAACAUAACUAAACUAAUUAACAAUAAAGUAAAAUAAAAGCACCAACUGAGGAAAAAGACAGAAACACUGAUCAGGUCAGGACGACGUGACUGUUGGAAAAGAUUUCCUUCUCCGUUAACUUCCCUUAAAUCACCUGAUCAGAAUCACCUGAGACGGAGGAGAGUGGAGAGGAGGAUUUUUAUCUGAUCUCUGAUACAAUGACUUCAUUUAAAAAUGUGCAACUCUGGCUCAUGAUGCAACAUGUCAUCUGCAAAGUAACGAGUAACUAAAGUUCAUUUCAACACUGAUGAUCUGUUGCAUGUAACAUGGACAGCAGGUGGAGCUGUUUCACCUGGACACACUUCGUCUCCAGCUCUAUAGAAGCUGUGUCCUCAAACAGGCUGUGUGUGUGUGUGUGUGUGUGUGUGAGUAUUCAUCACAUAUCCACGCUUGUAUUUUGCAUUUCCUUCCUUCCUGUGCAGCCACAUAUUGUUCCGUCGUACAGAACUUUAUUCCGAAGUCUUAGAGGAGAAGAAAACUUUUCCAAAGAUACCAAACAUGAACAGAUCUGCACUGUUAGUAUUUUAGUAAUAUUAUCUAAAUUACAUAAAAAUAUCUUGGAAAUGUGGAUAAAAUUUCAGAGAAAAGAUUUCAGAGCUCGAAUGAAUCAUGUCAGACUACGAUUUCCAAAGUUUUUAAUGCAACAGUAAAUAAGAUUUGCAGAUAUUAUAUUUUAGGACUAAUAAGAAGAUCUUCUACUCCGAGAGGUAAAAUGUAGUUUUUCAGCUGCACAGUAUCGACCCUGGUUCUCAGCAGGCUGAUCCUCGUGGAAAGUUAAGCAAUGCCUUGAUGAAAAGAUAAAAAGCAAAUGUCUGAUUUUUUUUUUUUUUUUUUUUUUUCCUCCAGACACCUUAAUUAGCUUCAGAAUCGAGUUUUAAACCCUUCAAAGACACGGAUUUGUUGUUUCUGGCCUCGGGACAUGUAACGAUACAACAACACGUCUGGAUUGUCAGGUGAGUUUCAGAUGAGACCUUUUGACAGUUAACAAUAUUCAUACGCGUAAUCGACUCGCUGCCUUCAGCACUGGAAGGUGGAGCGAGCAACUCUGGAGUUUCAUAUUUGAAAAAUAUAUUUUACUCUUGACUCUGAACGCUUUGGAGUGGCGACCGUGCCGACAUGCAGCUUCAAUGUUUGAUGAGUUGGGAAUGAGCCUCAGAAAUCAUCGUGCGUGUGAGAAUUAUCUGGCAGUACGACCAGGAUACAUAAACUGAGAAAUUAAGUGCGGUGGGCCCUAAUUUUAACGAGGUUUUCAUGUUGUAGCCUGGACAGAAAAGAUCAGAUAUAAUUCACGGUGUAAUAACGGUGCCGAACAUCUGACCUGUGGACGUAAAGAUGAAGAGAGGCUAGAUUUUUCUGUCAUAUUUGGUUAUUUUGUGAAUUGUUUAACAAGUUUGUCGGAAGAAAUUACAAAUGAUUUAACUUUCUAUCAUCACAGUUUGACUAAGAAGUCUUUAGUUUGGAAAGUUUAGAGACUAACGUGACGUGAACAAAGAUUAAACUGAACCAAACUGAAGACACGUUGACGGCUCGAGGCUCCGAUCUCUCAUUUGUUUUUCCUUCUUUUCUCUCUUUUUCUGUGAAGCGUGAAACUUUUUGUUCACUGCAAACUAAACCAAAUGUUUCUUCUUCUCUGUGGUGUCUUUAAAUGAGAGUUUUAAUCUACGUAACCGAAGUGGAAAACACAAAGUCGAUAUCAGAAGACAGGAGCCGAGGUUUCAUUUUAACAUUUCGAGGGAAUAAAUGAGCUUCAGACACUUAAUUUUCCUGCACUCUGGUGAUUUUUAGGCAUCGAUUUGUGUCUUUUGUGCAUCGAUUUACCCUGGAAAUGUUCGGCACGGGGUGAAAUCCUCCACUAUGUUAAAUAUUGAAUAUUUUAUGUUUUCAUGUUUUUGUGCUUUGAACAAUCCCUGCACAACAACGUGUCCUUCAGGAUCUCAUCACCCAGAUGAUAAUAUCUAAUUUCUUCUUCAUCCUCACUUUGGAUUAAAGAAGCUGAAACAUGGUUAAAAACUAUUUAAAAGGUGCAGAUGUCCAUGAGAUGUCUCGGCAGCCUGACCUCCCUCCGCUGACGAUCCAAAGUGUUCAGAAGUGAGAAGGAACCAGAGAAAGUGAUGAUUUCAGUGUGAGUGCAGCUUGCUGCUUGUCGCCUGAGGUUAUAUAAUCCCAGCAGCCCCUCAGACACACUGUGCGCCCAGCAGCAGCAGCAGCAGCCUGUCGUGUCUCUCCGGGAGGUUUUGCCAGGGGGAACCACUGACCCAGUCUCUGCUGAACGAGGUGGAACAUGACCACACCCCCUCUGAUACCCAGUGUGUGUCUAUUGGCUGCUGGGAGUGAUCCUGAGCCUGGAUGUGGCUGCUGUCAAGGCUUUAUACUAUUAAAACUCCAGAAACUGCUCCAUCCUCCCCGACACUUGUUGCUGCUGCCUGCCUGCCUGCCUGCCUGCCUGCCUGCGCACCGCCGGGAGAGGCCACCUGAACCGCUUCAGCAUUUCCUUCUGGGAUUUCCCGCGGGGAGUGAUGAACUCCAUCGACCCUCAGUCCCAUCACCAGCACCACCAGCACACCUCCCCCACCGUCGGCUCUCUCCCACCUAAAGGCGCCCAGGAGGCCCCGGACAUGGCCGCUGUGUACUGCGACAACUUCAGCAGCAUGUACCACCAGCAGAGCCUGCAGGGCGCGCAGAGACCCGCCGGCUACGGCCUCGGGGAUUACGCGUCGUCUCCAAACCCGUACCUGUGGCUCAACGGACCGGGCGUCAACUCCUCCGCAUCCUACCUGCACGGAAACAACCCGGCGUCGUUCAUCCCGCCCUCCUACGGCUCGCAGCGGCAGUUCAUCACGAACUCACCUGGCUUUGGAGGGCCCGACCUGGGCUGGCUGUCCAUCGCCAGCCAGGAGGAGCUGCUGAAGCUGGUGCGGCCGCCGUACUCGUACUCCGCGCUCAUCGCCAUGGCCAUCCAGAACGCGCACGAGAAGAAGCUGACCCUGAGUCAGAUUUAUCAGUACGUGGCCGACAACUUCCCCUUUUAUAAGAAGAGCAAAGCCGGCUGGCAGAACUCGAUCCGACACAACCUGUCUCUGAACGACUGCUUCAAGAAAGUGCCGAGGGACGAGGACGAUCCAGGAAAAGGAAACUACUGGACGUUGGACCCAAACUGCGAGAAGAUGUUCGACAACGGGAACUUCCGGAGGAAAAGGAAAAGACGCUCAGAUCCGAGCAGCGCGGGGGGAGUGGCGGCGGCGACGGCGGCGACGGCGGGAGCGGGGUCCACAAAAGUGGAGGACGGCAGGCCGGCGGUGGCGUCCUCGCUGAAGCCUUCGGACAGUCCUCAGCUGCUGGGGCCGUCCUCGCCGGAGAUGGAGGCGAUGAACGACAACCACAAGGGCUCGUCCUCGCCGCCCGGACUGUCCUCGGCCACUCCUUGUUUUAAUAACUUUUACAGCAGCAUGUCGACGCUCAGCUCGGGGGCCCCCAGCCGGCAGGGCUCCCUGGGACUGGUCAACGAGCUGUCGAAUAGGAACAUUACGGCCCUGAGCCCGUACCACCUCAACCACGGCGGGCAGGACACGGGGACGUCGGAGCACGGCGAGGGCGGGUUGCAUUUCAACCGUGGAGUGUACUACAACACGUUUGGCAGCGGGCAGAGCGGACAGUUCAACAGCCACUUCUACAACAGCUUCAGCGUCAACAGCUUGAUCUAUCCGAGGGAAGGGACAGAGCUAUAGGAGCCGAGCUGCUCCGCCAUGUUCCAUGUGUGUUGCGGGGGGGGGGGAGAGAAGUCGCUGCCCCGGCGUUGUUUCACGAAAACACACUCACGUGCUUUUCAGCAGAGAGGUCGGAGAGCAGGCCGGGCUGCAGCGCCUCUGCACCGUCAGCACUUCACCGGAGAGAUUAGACGACUAGAGAGAGUAUUUUAGGUAAACUUGAUUCAACUUGACAAGCACUCAAACUGCCGGAGAGUCGAAAAACACAAAAAACGAGCACUUAUCUUUUUACUCUUCUUCUUCUAUUUUUUUUUUUUUAAUCACUAUAUCAAAGCUACUUAAUGCUAAAAAAAAAAUAUUCUUGCAAAGUAAGUCAACCACUGAACUCUUUUUUUAAGUCCUUUUUUGUAAUAUUUUCUAAACAUCUAUCUUUUGGAUCAAAAAAAAACAAAAACAAAAAAACAGAACACCCCGACAUGUUUUUAAGAUGUAAAAAUGUACUUUUGAUUUUAUUUUUUUUUUUUAUUUUUGCCAAAUCGAGCAAAUUCUUACUCACAAUCAAGUCAAAUCUGCCAAAGUUGCCUUUAUGAGACCGCCGUUACCUCAAAAGCACGACAAUCACAUGAGAUGAGCGCUCCCUGCUGCGACAGGCGUUUUUAUAUACAUAUAUAUAUAUUUUCCAAAUGCAGUAACAAUAAUUGAUUUUAAUACCAACAUGAUCCGAGAACUCGCCUCUUAUUUUUUUUUUUUUAUGAUCCUCCAUGUUGACUGAAGACCACAGCACUACGGCUCAUGUAAAUACAUACAAGCAAACAAAAAUGUGUAUUUUUGUAAAUUAUUAAAAAGAAAAAAAGAUAGUUUGUGACUAUUUAUGCUAUUUAUGCUAAUAGGCAUCGUUUUCUACUGUUUGUCUAGUUUGAUUAAAGCAGAAGUGAAAUGAUAUUAGCUGACAAAAAACAAACAAACAACUGCACCGAAAACAGUAUCACUAAACAAAAAAAGAAGAAAAACCCCAGAUGUCAUAAAUCUAUAUAUAUAUAUUAAAAACUAUAUGCUAUAUCAUGGUUUCUCUCAGGAUUCAGUGUGACAAUCAUUGAAUGGCUUUUUGUAUCUUUUAAUGUCUUUAUUAUUUUUUAUCUUUAUACAGUACAUUCAGCUUCCAGGCAGUUUCAACUGUGACUGUUAAUAAAUAUCAUGUGGUCUCGA